Aspergillus novofumigatus IBT 16806 is the source of this 920-nucleotide messenger RNA. RefSeq lists its product as uncharacterized. NCBI's taxonomy places the organism in Eukaryota, Fungi, Ascomycota, Eurotiomycetes, Eurotiales, Aspergillaceae. The record is from RefSeq and is a predicted model, not a curated record. The transcript is spliced from 2 exons. Bases 282 to 491 code for a protein of 69 amino acids.
GGAUAGUCAUUAGAAAUGAUUGUCCGUCAACAAGAUCCAUCCAAGGAGUUAAUCCUGGUCUUGUGGCCUGCUGCACAACAUAAAUGCAUGAAGUAUACCUACGACGACGUCAUCCCGCCUACCACAAAUUACACCAAGUAUAAAGUAGGGCUGCUUGCUUACUGCCUUUUCGAUUUCCUGAAUCUAUUCAACUAUCUCCCUGAGUUUGCAGAAACAUUCCAAAGUCACUAUCUGCCAGCUAAUCCAAGAAGAUAAGCAAUAUCCGUUCACUGGAAUUCAUCAUGCCUGUCAUUCCGUCAGACACUUCCAACUUCCCCACGGCUCAGGGAAGCAAUAACCCCAAAGACAACUCCUCGAAGGGCUCAGAGCAUGAGCAAAAGAAGGCUACUGUCUUUGAUCAUAUCUCUAAGGGACCCCAAAUUCCUGAUAGCAUGCCACCCAAAGCCUCGAGGGAGGAGAUCGAACAGCGCAAGAAGGAACUGAACCAGUAGAAUGAUGUAUUCUGCUGUGGAUGAUUAUUUCAGUAUCAUGCCGUCUUCUCGGACAAAGUCGCUGUGAUUUUCAGCUCCUUCCAUCCACCUUACUUGUUUUCUAUGUUGUAUUAAUGAGUGCAACGACCGCAAUGACACACUACCCAACUGUACCAGAGCGACGAUUGUUCAGAAUAGUACCAAACAACCUGCAAAUCUUGUUUCACAAAUUUGGUAAACUUUGAAAUCUUGAAAUCUAUUUCAGAUCUCGAGCAAUAGCUGCCUGAGCCAAAGAAUUUCAGGAAUCAGGAGCACCAUGUUUGGGCAUGGACAACUCAUCAUGGACUGCUGAUUAUCACAGGGGCUUCUUGUAGAAUGGGAGUUCUGGAGACCAGUGGCGUUAGUCCAAUCUUCACAGCUUUGAGGUCUCAGGGUCCGCUCCUUGAGCGA